ACUUGAUUAGGUGUUGCAGCUGUGUGGUACGGUGCCGUGUUCCAAACAUAAUUGGAACGGGCGUUCGUGCCAAGAACUACGUAGCAACGUGACGUCAGAUGGCUGAUAGGAACUACGUUUACGACCCCGUCGACAACGGCGAGCCAGUGCAUCAACAAACGUUCAGGAUGGAGGCAGGCCAGCUCUGGCGACAAUAUGUCAUCGCAGGCGUCGCGAAUAUACUGAUCGCGUCGCUGGGGUACAGCAUGGGUUGGACAGCUCCCAUCAACUCUAAGCUCAACAACACGGCCGAAUCCCCUCUCGAAGUACCACCCACGGCUGACCAGCUCGCGUGGAUGGGCUCACUUCUAACCGUUGGCGCUAUAUUCGGUCCCUUCGUAGGCGGUUUAGCAGCAUCAACAAUUGGCAGAAAAUGGGGUCUGUUGUCUUCAACAAUACCUCUGUUCGCUGGUUGGGUCCUCAUUGCCAUUGGCACCAGCAUGGGACUCCUGAUCGCCGGCAGAAUACUUUGGGGUGUUUCCGUUGGAAUGGUGUUCACAAUAUCACCGAUGUAUUGCGCGGAAAUUGCAACGGAUGACAGCAGAGGAGCUUUAGGUUCCUUCCUGCAGCUCUUCAUAACCCUGGGGUUCUUGCUUGUGUACGGCAUCGGUCCCUUCAUCUCCUACUCAGCUGUUGCAUAUGUUGGAGUAGCAUUUGUUGCCGUAUUCGCGAUCCUGUUCUUCUUCAUGCCGGAAUCACCAACAUAUCAUCUUCUGAAGGGUGACAGAGCUGCCGCUGCUGAUUGUUUGGCCACAAUCCGGGGCCGGUCUCGAGCUGGCGUAGAAGCUGAACUGAGCCUGAUGGAAUCAGAGGUCAAAGCUUCCAUGGCGAAGACUGCCACGAUCGCCGACGUGUUUCGUGGCAGUAAUUUCAAAGCGUUCUACAUAUCUUGCGCGCUUGUCUUCUUCCAACAGUUCAGUGGUAUCAACGCUGUACUCUUCUACAUGACUGAUAUCUUCGACGCCUCUGGAUCAAGCAUUGAGUCUUCUAUCGCUACUAUCAUUAUUGGUGCUGUACAGGUCCUCGCGUCUUGUAUCACACCAUUCGUUGUGGACAGACUAGGAAGACGGAUUCUGCUUCUUAUUUCAUGUUGCGGUACUGCUAUUGGACUUGGUCUUCUUGGAAUGUUCUUCCUACUGCAAGAUCAAAAGAGUCCUAUAGUUGACUCCAUCAGCUUCAUACCAAUUCUAUCCUUGGUGCUCUUCAUCGUAACGUACUGCUGGGGUCUGGGGCCACUCCCAUGGGCGGUCAUGAGCGAACUAUUUCCCAUCGAGGUGAAAGCCGCCGCUUCACCCAUUGCCACUGCUUUUUGCUGGGUCAUGUCCUUCCUAGUGACUCGCUAUUUCCCUACGAUAUCGAAUGCGGUGGGAAUGUUCGUCGGAUUCUGGAUCUUCGGCGUAUGUUGCGUGGUGGCGUUCUUCUUCACACUCUUCAUGGUUCCCGAAACCAAGGGGAAGAGCUUCCAGGAGAUUCAAGAGAUGCUUGGAGGGGGGAAACCAAAAAUGGGGAAAGCGUAAUGAUUGCAGUCAGCUUAGUAAAGUUCAAAUUGUAGUAAAAUUUUAUUAAUGUUGAAUGUAUGGGACCAACUAUGUUGACGUCACUUUGUUUAAACCUACUCAAUGACAUUCUACACAUAUAAAGACAUAUCAUUAGCAGUCUGAUAGCGGAACGGUCAAAGUGUGCUUAAAGACAAUGUAAGCACACUUUUCUCUAGUCACCAAACAGACACCAGAGUCAUGACGCGUCCGAGCUGGUCUCGCCGCCAAAUUAGUUGCGUAACCAAAUGGACACCAGGUAAGUAACUCCCUACAGAGCUGUAUAUAUUUUGUUGGUAGCGACGACUGGUAGUGCCACCGUGGUGUCCCGGUGAUACAUAAAACUUAGACGUGUGUUAACUGUCACUGUCUGAAUCAAACCUUAUCUAAAUAAAUGUUCUACAUUGCUGCUUGUUGACCAAGAAUAUUUUAAACGACUGGAGUAAAUGCGGCAAUGUAUAGAUACAGCAGUUGAAGCUUAUUCUGGCAUGUUCCAUAUUUCGGCUUUGUUUUAAUACGUCGUGAAUUGUCUAUAUGUAUAGAAUGUCAUUGAAAGUACCGAACGUUGUUAUCUGUGUGUAAGUUAAAUAUUAUAUAGCUAUAUCUGACCUACUAAAACCCUGUUCUGCUGUUCCUAAUAAACACACAGGACUGCGAAUAUACGAGAAAAAUAAACCAAGAAUACCGUUGCAAACGUAUCAUAUUAGAUUUAUAAUAUAAUGUUUUAAGUUCUUUUAUUUCGCAGUUAAAAUUCAAAAUGGCAUAUCAGAUAUGCAAUCGUUGGCUCCUAAUUAUUAUUAACUGACUAUUAGCAAUUCAUAUCGAUUCAAAUGUUACAUUUUAUUAUGGAUAGAUAGGUACUUAAGAUAAAAUAUUACUGUUGAUAAUUUUAUAUUAUACUGAGUACAAAUAGGUAGGUAUUAUGUUAAUAUUACUAAAAUUGUAUAAUAGAAUACCAACUGACUGUUAGUAAUUUUUUAAAGGUUUUGCGCAAACUAACACCCGAUUCAAAAUAUUAUUGAAUAUUAGUUAAUUAAUUAAUAUAUCAUUAAGGGUAUGUUCCGAUAUGCACUGCGACCACUGUACAGUGUGACGUCAAUUUAGUAUACUGUGAAGCCGUUCCUUUAUAGCCAGUUAUACUGGUUACUAUUUAAAACGGAACGCAAUCCAGUAAACUGUCAGCCGCAUUUUUUGACGCAGCAUUCAAAUAAGUGUAUUAAAGUUUUCUAGUUCAUUAAAAAAAACUGUUUCCACUCGACAUUGGCGAAAUAAUUUGCGCCCGACUGGUGCAGCCACACGCUAUAUCACAAAAUUGAAUUGAAUUGAAAAAAAAAACUGUUGAUGGAGUACUGUCAAAUUAAAAAGAUUUGGAAUUAAUCUGUAGGUAUUGUUUAUAAAACGUUAGACACUCAAGUGGUUUUGACUGAUCACGUGAUCAAAGUACUGCGAGUACCUUAUCCCGAAAACGCCAGUGCUCACACAUGAUAUAUUUCCCUAGGGUACUGCGGCAGUAUACUGGCAGUCCAUAACGAAACGAAUUUUUGUACAGUUAUACCACUGUGCAGUGCUCGCAGUGCAUAUCGGAACAUACCCUUAGUGUUACAAAGGGGUGUUUUAUAUUCAAAGCCUGUAUAUGUAUAUAAUUGAAUUACCUAACCAGUUUUAAUAAGAAUAUAUUAAUAUAUUUGUAUUAGAAUAUUUGAACAGUAGGUGUUUAAGCACUAAAAUAUAUUUAGAUAUUAUAAAUCUAUUGAAAUCAAUAUGGCAAUUACUUUAAUGUACAAUAUGUACAAUAAUAUAAUAACACUUUACCGGCUGCAAAUUCCUAUAAGAUAUUUUUUAUUAAGAAAUAUUUUAAUGCUUGAAAUUUGUUUCGUUUUUACAAUCAUAAUCAGUUAUACUUUCAAAACGUAAUUCGUCUGUUUAUUUCUACUAAGUAAACAAGUCCCAACAUUUUUUAAAAAUAUAUUAAAUUUGCUAGAAUCUAAAUGUAUAAUUAUCUUAAGCACAUUAAACUGUAACAUUAUAUCGAAUAGUUUAUAGUAAAGCGUUGACUUUUGAAUACUAACACUUAAUCACAAAGAACUCUGUGAUACUUUUCUGAUAUAAAACUAUACCCUGGUGACGAAAGAGAAUCAAGAAAAGAAAGAAAGAAACAAGAAUAUAGUGUUAUUGAGUACUCACACAUUUUACUCAAGUUUUCAGCUAUUUAGAGACCUAGUUUUAGAUUUUUAUAAAUAUUUUAUUUACUAUAUACUUUGAAUACGUCACUAUAUCACAAAGUUUAGGUCAAUUCCCGAGAUUGAAUCAGCUUCGUGACCAGAAUAUAGUAUAUUAUAUAUGUACCUACUAAGUUUAGGAAUAAAUAUGUUAGACAUAUAUUUAGCGCACAGAAAAGCCCGUUGAUAAAAAACAACUUCUAAAGUUAAAUAGUUAAAUUUAAUGACGAAUUUACGCAAUACCAAAGUGCUAGUUGUAUUGCUAGUUCAAAACUAGUAUAAUUAUUUAUAUAUAUUGUAUUUUGUUAAUUAAAAUUAGAUUUGAUAAGUGCCAGUACAAGUGCCUAUAUUAUUGUGAGACAUUUUUAAGAAUAAAUUAUUUUAUUUA
Messenger RNA from Leptidea sinapis, 4181 nucleotides. RefSeq names its product facilitated trehalose transporter Tret1. Gene Ontology annotation, molecular function: sugar transmembrane transporter activity. Gene Ontology annotation, cellular component: membrane. The transcript is spliced from 11 exons. The record is from RefSeq and is a predicted model, not a curated record. Lineage: Eukaryota; Metazoa; Arthropoda; Insecta; Lepidoptera; Pieridae. Gene Ontology annotation, biological process: transmembrane transport; carbohydrate transport. The coding region runs from base 99 to 1556 and encodes 485 amino acids.